Daphnia pulicaria is the source of this 1564-nucleotide messenger RNA. Its product is annotated as ankyrin-repeat domain containing transcription coregulator asaA-like. The record is from RefSeq and is a predicted model, not a curated record. Gene Ontology annotation, molecular function: protein binding. Lineage: Eukaryota; Metazoa; Arthropoda; Branchiopoda; Diplostraca; Daphniidae. The transcript has 2 exons. The coding region runs from base 301 to 1044 and encodes 247 amino acids.
GCAGAGUCCCCCUCGGCGUGUGGUGGACGUUAUUCAGAGUUCUCCAGCCACUUCGCCAUUGAAAGCAACGCUCCGUUAUUGAAGAGCUCUUCCACUUAUUGUGUGUGUGUGCUCUGUGAAAUCUACCAACGUUAUUUAUUUCUAUUUCUCCCAUUUUCCCCGUGUCAUCUGCAACACUUUGAUCAAAUUAAAGAAAGAAAAGUGGAUGAUGUUGAGUGGUGAUUGGUGAAUCCGAGUGAGAGAUUUGGCGACCACAUUCCAAUUUUGAUUGUUGCCGUUUUGUUUUUGUCUGGAGCCGAGAUGGACCACCGCCAUUAUUCACCUGGCGGAUUAUCCGAGUCUGAAUUGGACGAGAGUUCGUCGACGGCCAGUUCGCCGAUGAGCAUUUCGAGUGCCGAGGCCAGUUCGCCCUACGACAGCAGCCGCCUCAAUGGCGACGACGAUCCAACGGAUAGCUCCUUCUCGACUUGCGUCAACUCGCCCGUCACCUCGUCGCCUCCUAGUCCGGCAGAAAGCCUCUGCAACAUCAACAACCACUCCACCAACAACUCCACCUACUCGACUCCGUGGUCCAACAGCAGCAAUCCCUACUACAACAGUUGCAAAAGUGUGCGGUGGUUUCGCGACGAUCGCGGCCUGUGGAGCGAGCGAUCAUCCAACCGGCGGAGUUCCGGUCCCUACAACCGGAAUAACACCACCACCACCACCCCUUCGGGCACUUGCAGCAAAUUGCACGUGUCCAAUUCGAGCAAUCACAAGGAGAUGAGCGAGGUGCUGAUCGAGGCUGUCCAGCGGGAAGAUCAAGUCCAGCUGCGCCACUUGCUGGCCAAGAGUGCCACCCACGUCAACAUUUUGGGACAAGAAGGCGAUUCGCCAUUGCACCGAUCCUGCCGGCAAGGCAAUCUGGACACAGUCAAAUUACUCGUUCGUUACGGAGCCGAUCCGGAAUUAGCCAACCGGGAAGGAUGGAGUCCACUGCACUUGGCCGCACACAGCGGCUACCACGAGGUUGCACUUUACCUCCUGUCUCUCACGCGGAGGUAAUCAAGACGAAACCGCCUCUCGCUGGAUUCUUCUUCCCCCCUCACCGCCCGUCUUCGAUCCGGCUGAUCCCAAUGUCACAAGUCAAAUAUUAGUUGCAAGACAACCGGAUCGGCCGUUUUUUGGGAUGUGUCUGUUUAUUUUGGGGGGAGGGAAUCCGAGUCACUGUGAUUUUUUCUCACUGGGCUUCUUCUUCUUCUUAUUAUUAAAAAUGGUUGAAUUGAAAAACUCGGAAAUAAUGUUAUAUCGAGCUGACGUCGUGUAUGUGUCAGGCCUCCAAUAUCGCGGAGUGUUUAACCCAUCAUCACGGCGUCUUAGCUCUCUCAUAGUGAAAUUUGUGUGUGCCGUGUGUGUGUGGUGUGGGAUUGUAUCUGUGUUAUACAUCCGAGUUUGAAUGCCGAGUCUUAUUAUUUGGUCGUUGAAAAACAAAAAUUCGUGCAAGAUGGAAUACCGCACACACACACACAGUUCGCACAGAACAACAGCAAAGCCUUGGAUUCGAAUAGAAUCGCCCAUAUAAAAA